AUGCAAAAGUUCGCCAACUGCGUGCUGCUCACCCGCGUGGGCGGCUUCUACGAAUUGUACUUUGAGCACGCAGAGGAGUUUGCGCCGCUUCUGAAUCUCAAGCUGGCCUCCAAGAAGACAAGUGCAGGGCCCGUACCCAUGGCGGGCUUCCCUUUCUUUCAACUGGAUCGAUACCUCAAGGUGCUCGUCCAGGAUCUCAACCGCUACGUGGCCAUAGCCGAGGAGUUCCCCAACGACGCGGCCGACAAGGUCAAGUCGGGCGGCUUGAUGCAUGACAGAAGGGUAGCCCGGAUCAUUACCCCGGGCACACUGAUAGAUGAGAACUUCAUCGACCCUUACUCCAACAACUAUGUGAUGGCAAUCCACGUCUGCAAACCUCCAACAGAGCCUGAGAGCCCGGCUGUGAAAGAAGGUCAUGGUGUCGUUGUUGCACCUUCAGUGUCUAGCGCUACAUCCCUAGGCAUUGCCUGGCUAGAUCUUUCCACGGGUCAUUUCUUCACACAGUCUUCAGAUCUGGCUUCACUAUCCUCAAUACUGUCAAGAGUCGGCCCCCGCGAAGUAGUCCUUGACCAGGACUUCGAGUCUCAAAAGGACCACGACAUCUUCUCCGUCUUGGCUGAAGACCGACACCUUGUCACAUAUUCCCCUCAAGGCGAACUGCAAGAUGUUACGGACUGGACGCCGCUUCUCGAGGCGGAGGUACCAGAGAACAUGAGGCGAACAUUCACCGAGGAAGAAAUGUUUGCCGGCACUCUAGUGCUCAAUUACGUCAAAGAUCGGCUGCAGGGCAUGGCAAUGAAGCUCCAGCCACCGUUACGGCACGAGAGCAUGCAAAUCAUGAACAUUGACAAAAACAGCCUGCGAGCUUUGGAGGUGAAGCAAACGAUUCGUGACGGUUUCUUUCGCGGCAGCCUUCUCCAUGCUAUCCGGCGAACUGUCACAAAGAGCGGAGCUCGACUUCUCAACGAGUGGCUUAGCUCACCGUCCACAUCUCUGGAAGUCAUCAACAAGAGGCAGGAUCUGGUGGCUCGGUUCAUUACUGAUGGCGAGCUCCGUGACACGCUUGUUGUGCUGCUACGAAGAAGCCACGACUCUCAGCGACUCGUUCAGAAAUUUGCCCUUGGGAGAGGCGACGCGGACGAUUUGUUGGCCUUGGCCAGCACUAUCCGGGCCACUGAGGGUAUAGUGGACUUGCUGAAGCAAGCAGUCGCAGCAUAUACCGAACAGCCAGGAGAGGACUGCAUUGAUGCUCUAACUUCUCGGAUCGACCUUUCGAAACCUUCGAAGCUUGCUCAACGAAUUAGAGACGCCAUAGAUGAGGAGGGCAUAGUCCAUCAGCACGAGGUCGAAGAUUCCGAAACCAGCCAGAUAAUGGCCCUCGCACAGGACAUUGUGUCCUCUGAGGGUUCACAUGCGGAUGCCUCCUCGCUGCCCAAAGGGAAGAAAAAGCGCCCUACCACCAUAAGAGAGUACUACGCCGAAGACAACGAUGCUUGGAUCAUGAAACCAGCCGCCAGCACCACGUUGAAGAAACUACAUUCUCAGCUUUCUUCGCUGUUGGAGGAAAGAGACGUGCUUGGAGAGACUUUGCGAAAACGUCUUGGUGCCUCAAGCCUCACUCUCAAAUGGACGCCUGGACUGGGCCACAUUGCCCACAUCAAGGGCAAGGAUACGAAAAGUCUCACAGACAUCAAAGCGCUCUCUGCCAGUCGUUCCACCCGCUCCUUCCACCUUCCUGAGUGGACAGCGCUCGGGCAGCGCCUCGACCAGGCUCGGUUCCAGAUCAGGCGCGAGGAGCAGCGUGUAUUCCAGUCGCUACGAGAGCAGGUGGUCCUGAAUCUUGUGAAGCUGCGCCGGAAUGCGGCCGUGUUGGACGAGCUUGACAUUGCCACGUCCUUUGCAAAACUUGCAGAGGAGCAGAACCUGGUCCGACCGCGACUGAACAACUCAACUUGCCAUACCAUCAUCGGAGGACGGCACCCAACGGUGGAGGGUGGCCUGCUCGAACAGGGGCGGACCUUUGUUCGAAACGAUUGCGUCGUCGGCUCAGCCAGUGAUGGCUUGAUAUGGCUCAUCACGGGCCCAAACAUGGCGGGCAAGAGCACCUUUCUCCGCCAAAACGCCCUGAUCACAAUACUCGCCCAAAUAGGCUGCUAUGUGCCAGCAUCAUACGCUGAACUGGGUAUCGUCGACGCCAUCUUCAGCCGGGUUGGAUCAGCGGACAACCUGUAUCGCGACCAGAGCACUUUCAUGGUUGAGAUGCUUGAGACGGCGCAGAUCCUCAAGCAAGCUACCUCACGAUCGUUCGUCAUCAUGGACGAGAUCGGUAGAGGCACUACUCCAGAAGACGGAACGGCCGUCUCAUAUGCCUGCCUGCAUCACCUCGCUACCGUCAACCAGUGCAGGACGCUCUUUGCGACGCACUUCCACGAAGUCGCCGAUCUGGCUGCUGCCGACGGCCUGUGUGGGCCCAAUCGCAGUGUUGUACACACAUACUGCACAGACGUGCAGGAAGAUGGCUCGGGCGGAUUUGUCUACGUGCACAGGCUACGGAAGGGCAUUAACCGGCAGAGUCACGCGCUCAAGGUGGCCAAACUGGCUGGAUUGCCUCAACAGGCUAUCGACAUGGCUGAGAAAGUUCUGGAUAGAACAGCUUCGCGACCAAUGUAG
This is a messenger RNA of Purpureocillium lilacinum, 2670 nucleotides long. RefSeq names its product DNA mismatch repair ATPase msh1. Gene Ontology annotation, biological process: mismatch repair; mitochondrial DNA repair. Gene Ontology annotation, cellular component: mitochondrion; nucleus. Gene Ontology annotation, molecular function: mismatched DNA binding; ATP-dependent DNA damage sensor activity; ATP binding. Lineage: Eukaryota; Fungi; Ascomycota; Sordariomycetes; Hypocreales; Ophiocordycipitaceae. The record is from RefSeq and is a predicted model, not a curated record.